Molecule: messenger RNA, 1680 nt
Organism: Chironomus riparius
Lineage: Eukaryota; Metazoa; Arthropoda; Insecta; Diptera; Chironomidae
Source: the annotation of a GenBank genome assembly
AUGAUUUCAAUGCCCAACGACCAUCAAUCAAAUGACUUUCGAGAUACUUUUAUAAAAAUUUUCAUGGAAGAUCUAAAACUUAAAGUACGACAGCAACAUAUCUAUCAAGUUGAAAUGCUCAGCUCGAAGAAUCCAAGAAGGUCUGCUUUUGUCAUUAUUCGGAGCUACUCUGACUUUAGAGCCUUUUUCAAUAAAUUGGUUCCAACGAAUUUCUUUUAUAAUGGAUAUUUUAUGAUAGCUUUGAUAAGUGACACAUUUUUGGAGAUACAGGACAUUUUUAGUGAUUUGUGGAAAUUACAAAUUUACAAUGUAAUUGUGAUUGUUGAAGAUGGUCAUGAACGUCUUUCAAUCUUCACAUUCUUCCCAUUUAGAUCAAGCGCAGACUGUAUGAAUACAACUCCAGUUCUCAUCAAUGAAUUCAUCAAUGGAAGCUUCACUCGAGGAUUGUCAAACAUUUUUCCAAAUAAAAUGAAAAACUUGCAGCAAUGUGAAGUUAAAGUAGCCACUUCUAAUGAUAUUCCUCCUCACAUGGUCUUAAGAGCAAUGUCUGAUGGGACUUUUAAUAUUUUUGGACGUGAUUUUGAAAUUAUUGAUGCUCUAUCAAAAAGUUUAAAUUUUAAAAUCAAUUUUAACUAUAUUGGACAAUAUGGAUGUAUUCUUGAGAUUAGAGGAAUAGAAGGAGCUUUGAAAAAAGUAUAUGAAAACAAGUCAGACUUAGUAAUUGCUGAUUGCUGGCUUAGAAUAAAUCGAAUGGAAAUGUUUGAUACUUCAACAACAUAUUUCACAGACAAAAUUGUUAUGGCAUUUCCACCAAUACCAGAACUGACAUCAUUUGAGAAAUUAUUCUAUCCACUAUCUUUGACAAUUUGGAUACUGCUAGGACUUUAUUUAUGGGUUGGAAUUUCCACAAUAUUUAUCAUUAAAAAGAAAUCAAAAGUUGUUCAAAAUUUUGUUAUUGGCGAGAAUGUAAAUUAUCCAUACUUCAACAUGCUGAUAGGGAUUCUAGGUUUACAACAGAAUCGACUCCCUGGCAACAAUUUCGCGAGAUUCUUACUAAUGAACUUCUUGAUACUGUGCCUUGUUAUGAGAACAGUUUACCAAGGCAAGUUGUUUCAAAUUUUACAAGCAAAUAUGAAGCACUCAGAGCCUCAAACACUAGCAGAGAUGCAACAACUUGGUUACAAAUUUCAUGCUGUAGAAUUUUAUGAAGAAUUGAUUUCAAGUUCUUUGAAAAUGAAUAUUGUAAGCAAUGGCAAGUAUCGGUUUGAAUCAACAAUUAGAUUGUUAAAAGAGAAUGAUAAAAAUGGAAUCCUAGAAGUGUAUUCAGACCUUCUUUACCAAUACAAUAUCAAAAAUUUAACAAACAUUCAAGUUUGUCGAGAACAUUUUUUAUUGAUUCCGAUUGUGAUUUAUGCAAAAAAGAACUUCUUUUUAAUGCAAGCAAUCAAUGAGAAAAUUGAGAUCCUUAGAGCAGCUGGAUUAAUUGAGUAUUGGUUCCUAUUAUCUCUUUCAAAAGAAUUUGAAAACAAAAUGCCAAACCAUCCUAAAGUUCUAACUUUUGAUCAUCUUUCUGGAUGCUUUUAUAUUUGGAUAUUUGGAUGCUCACUGAGCAUUUUGGCAUUGGUUUUUGAAUUAAUGAUUGAAAAGCUUAAAACGUGGAUCAAACGAACCGAACUCUGA